GUUCAAACCCGCCUAAAAAGUCUACUGCCGGAUUCAGCAAUGGGUGCUUCAGCGCUGCCAAUUAUCAUUUUCUCUGCCAUCUUUGGCGUGGUUGGCAUUGUCCUGCCGAUUGUUGCUCCGAAGGGCCCGAACCGUGGAAUCGUCCAGUGUGUGCUGAUAUUGACGGCGGCGACAUGCUGGUUGUUCUGGCUGUGUUGCUACAUGGCCCAAAUGAACCCGCUGAUUGGACCGAAGCUGCACCAGAACACAAUUCUCAUUAUGGCACGUGAGUGGGGCAACCCGCUGCCAGACAUGGAAGGGUUCCAGCCAGAACACUCGGAUCACUAGAUCCUCCCCUGGUGUGCGUCCCAGCAGCUCAGCAACCGCAGCGUAUAACAACCUACUCGCUGAACAUUCCUCCAUCGUUGCAAAUAGCGCAUUGCAGAAGCGAUCAAAUUUCGUGAACAUCAUUUAAGAGACAUUGGAGGAACUAAGUGAGUCGUUUAAAAGAUGUGUUGCUCUCCAUCAAUCUGACCUACAGUCGCAAGGAUGGUUGGAUUGGAUUUAGCACAAGUAUUGUUCACUUCAUAUUUUGUUCAAUCAUUUCCCAAGCGAACGCGUUGUGUCGCUUUCGCUUGUCCGCAAACGCCCUGCAAUGUGUUGAUGUAAAGUUUUGUUUCGUUUCGUUUACAGUUUUUAUCUCUUCUGUCAUGAUUUACCCUAGCGAAAGAGAAUGUAUUAUACAAAUAAAGUAACCUAAAUUCCAACGAUACGUACGCUGGAUCCAUAAAA
Anopheles gambiae (African malaria mosquito) is the source of this 771-nucleotide messenger RNA. Its product is annotated as V-type proton ATPase subunit e 2. Lineage: Eukaryota; Metazoa; Arthropoda; Insecta; Diptera; Culicidae. Gene Ontology annotation, biological process: proton transmembrane transport. The record is from RefSeq and is a predicted model, not a curated record. Gene Ontology annotation, cellular component: plasma membrane proton-transporting V-type ATPase complex; proton-transporting V-type ATPase, V0 domain. Bases 40 to 327 code for a protein of 95 amino acids. Gene Ontology annotation, molecular function: proton-transporting ATPase activity, rotational mechanism. The transcript is spliced from 3 exons.